AUGGCGGAGGCAGAGGGUGAGAGCCUGGAGUCGUGGCUGAAUAAAGCCACUAACCCAUCUAACAGGCAGGAAGACUGGGAAUACAUCAUUGGAUUCUGUGACCAGAUCAACAAGGAACUUGAAGGGCCACAGAUAGCUGUGAGACUCCUGGCUCAUAAAAUCCAGUCACCACAGGAAUGGGAGGCAGUCCAAGCCUUGACAGUGCUGGAAGCUUGCAUGAAGAAUUGUGGAAGAAGAUUUCAUAAUGAAGUAGGGAAGUUUCGCUUUUUAAACGAGUUAAUCAAAGUUGUGUCUCCAAAGUACCUGGGAGACCGAGUCUCAGAGAAGGUGAAGUCCAAAGUCAUUGAGUUGCUGUACAGCUGGACAGUGGCACUGCCAGAGGAAUCCAAAAUCAAGGAUGCUUACUACAUGCUGAAACGACAAGGCAUUGUUAUGUUUGAUCCUGUGAUUCCUGCAGACAGAACCCUGAUUCCUUCUCCUCCACCUCGUCCCAAAAACCCUGUGUUUGAUGAUGAGGAGAAAUCCAAGCUCCUAGCCAAGCUGCUGAAAAGCAAAAACCCAGAUGACUUACAGGAGGCCAACAAACUUAUAAAAUCCAUGGUAAAAGAGGAUGAGGCCCGGAUUCAGAAGGUGACAAAACGCAUGCACACGCUGGAGGAGGUGAACAACAAUGUCAAGCUGCUGAAUGAGAUGUUGGUUCAUUACAGCAAAGAGGACUCAUCAGAGGCUGAUAGGGAGCUCAUGAAGGAGCUGUAUGAAAGGUGUGAAACCAAGAGACGGACCUUGUUCAAGCUGGCCAGUGAGACUGAGGAUAAUGACAGCAGUCUGGGGGAUAUUCUGCAGGCCAGUGACAACUUAUCCCGUGUGAUCAAUUCCUAUAAGAAAAUCAUCGAAGGGCAGGUGAUCAAUGGUGAGGUGGAUCUCCCGGAGAUGCCUGCAGGGGAAGGGAGUAACUCCACAAGUAACCUCAACACCCUCAUUGACCUUGCUGGACUGGACGUCACCAGCACCCCGCCACCUCCAAUGCCACCCAGCACCCUGGCACCAGCCCCCACAGCAGCCCCAGCCCCAGCUGAGAUCCCCAUUCUCCCGCCUCCUCCCCAGGCCUUCCGGAGCAGUUCCUCCAGCCAGGUGGAAGCCACCCCAGCUCCGCACAGUAGCACGACCAACUCCCUCUCCCUGCUGGAUGAGGAGCUUCUCUGCUUAGGCCUGAACGACCCAGCCCCUGCAGCAGUGAAGGAGACAUCAGAAAACAAUCAGUGGAGCAUGUUUGAGAAUGACCAGCUGGACCUGGACUUCUUUAACCCAAAAAUGGGGACUGCUUGCAACCCUGCAGGGAACCCACUUCUCCAUCACACACCACAGACCACGUGUGGAGCAUCAGUGACGCUGCCCUCAGCUUUCACAGCCUCCCAGACUGCUCCUAGCAUCCCAGCAGCAAACUCAGCACCGUUUGUAUUCUCUGCUGGACCAGCUGCCCCUGCUGGACCUCCUAAGACUAUUCCAGCUGCUCCUGGGUACUUCGGCUCCUCUGUAGGGAGCAAUACAUCACAGAAGAUGGAUGCAUUGGGACAACUCCUUGAAGAAGCCAAAGGGACUGUCACCCAGGGCAUGGCCACACCCUCAGGGUACCCUGGGGUUACUUUGCCAACUGCUGCCACCUCCGCCCCGUUGAUAGCACCUGUAGGGCUGCCAGCCACUGCCCCAGGAGCCCCUCCAGUUCCUUUCCCAAGCAGCUCUACUGCUGGCACAGGAAGUCCUCUCUUCCAGCCAGCAUCAUUCCAGCAGCAAGGCAGUCCCAUGAAAGCAGCUGAGAUUUCCUUGGCCAGUGUCCACGUUCCCUUGGAAUCCAUUAAACCCAGCAGUGCCCUCCCGGUGACAGCCUACGACAAGAACGGCUUCCGGAUCCUGCUGCACUUCGCCAGGGAGUGCCCCCCGGGCAGGUCGGACGUGCUGGUGGUGGUGGUCUCCAUGCUGAACACAGCACCCCUCCCUGUGAAGAACAUCGUGCUGCAGGCUGCUGUGCCCAAGUCCAUGAAAGUGAAGUUACAACCACCCUCUGGCACAGAGCUGUCUCCAUUCAAUCCCAUCCAGCCUCCUGCUGCCAUCACCCAAGUCAUGCUUCUGGCAAACCCUGCGAAGGAGAAGGUGAGGCUGAGAUACAGACUGACCUUCACACUGGGAGACCAGCCCAGCACAGAGGUUGGAGAAGUGGAUCAGUUUCCCCCGGUAGAGCAGUGGGGGAAUCUAUGA
This is a messenger RNA of Indicator indicator, 2253 nucleotides long. It is a transcript of the gene GGA3, whose product is annotated as golgi associated, gamma adaptin ear containing, ARF binding protein 3. Gene Ontology annotation, biological process: intracellular protein transport; vesicle-mediated transport. Lineage: Eukaryota; Metazoa; Chordata; Aves; Piciformes; Indicatoridae. The transcript has 17 exons. Gene Ontology annotation, cellular component: trans-Golgi network. Gene Ontology annotation, molecular function: small GTPase binding; phosphatidylinositol binding; ubiquitin binding. The coding region runs from base 1 to 2253 and encodes 750 amino acids. The record is from RefSeq and is a predicted model, not a curated record.